Messenger RNA from Rotaria sp. Silwood2, 834 nucleotides. The record is from the annotation of a GenBank genome assembly. NCBI's taxonomy places the organism in Eukaryota, Metazoa, Rotifera, Eurotatoria, Philodinida, Philodinidae.
AUGAUUGAUUCCAAUAUUAUUCAGCCUGGUGAAUCGGAAAUGAAUGUUGAACAGCGUAUUGGAGGAGAUUCGCCAUUAUCAGCAGCUGGCAAAGCGUAUACCGAAGCUCUAGAAAACAUCACGGAUUUGAUUGUUUGGACAAGUGAAAGACAACAAUCGAUCAAUACAGCAGCAAAGAUCAAUGCUCCUAAGGAGCAAUUGAAAGCUCUCAAUGGAAUCAAUGCCGUAAAAAAAUUUAGGUUGACCUAUCGAGAAAUAGCGGAACGUUAUCCUGAAGAAUUUGCUGCUCGUGAUCAAUCCAAAUACUACUAUCGAUAUCCGGGUGGAGAAUCUUAUCAUGAUCUUGUUGCUCGACUCGAACCAGUGAUCAUGGAAUUGGAAAGAGCAGAGAAUUUACUUGUCAUCUCUCAUCAAGCUGUAGCUCGUUGCAUUCUUGCUUAUUUUCUCGAUAAAGAUCCUGAACGUCUACCCUAUAUCAGAGUGCCAUUACAUACAGUGAUUAAAUUAACACCGAUGGCUUAUGGAUGUAUGAUGGAAUAUAUACCACUGUCAGUUGAAGCUGUGAACACACACCGUAGCAAACCAGAGAAUUGUGACCCCAAUCGACCGGUUGCGGUGGCACUUAAUGAAUUUCACGAAGCACGUUUAGAAACCAAACCGGGUCCAACGACAUGCCAGAUCAUUUAUCAGAAUGCUGGUACAGCGAUUGAAACGACUGAUGUUCAUGGGAAUCGAAUACUGCGUAGAGACAGUAUCAUUGGAUAUAUUACACUGAAUAAUAGUUGCUUGACAUCUCGCGAUAGCAUUAUCCAAGAAUCAUCAAUACCUAAUUGA